Molecule: messenger RNA, 1510 nt
Organism: Juglans regia (Persian walnut)
Lineage: Eukaryota; Viridiplantae; Streptophyta; Magnoliopsida; Fagales; Juglandaceae
Product: 1,4-dihydroxy-2-naphthoyl-CoA synthase, peroxisomal-like
Exons: 8
Coding region: 85-1251 (388 amino acids)
Biological process (GO): menaquinone biosynthetic process
Cellular component (GO): cytosol
Molecular function (GO): 1,4-dihydroxy-2-naphthoyl-CoA synthase activity
Source: RefSeq, a predicted model, not a curated record
CUCAGGAAUACGCUAGCUUGAAAGCUUCCAGCUAAAAAACUCCAAGCUACUCUAAGUAUACAGUCAUCUCGAAGAGCUUCUUCGAUGGCACAAAUGGCAAAGAAAGACAUGAACACCGUGUCCAGAAGAGUGGCUUCUGUGGCCCAACACUUCAUUCCGGUUCAUUUGCCUUCCAAUGAAUCCGGUUCCCUCGGGUUAUCUAACACCUCCAAUAUAAACGACAGCUACCAUCGGGUACACGGUGAAGUUCCAACUCACCCGGCUGUGUGGAGAUCGGUUGCUCGCGAUGACUCCGGCAAGGAGUUUCAGUUCACCGAUAUUAUCUACGAGAAAGCCGAGGGCGAGGGGAUCGCAAAGAUUACGAUCAAUAGGCCAGAGAGACGUAAUGCGUUCAGGCCACAGACAAUAAAGGAGUUGAUUGUGGCGUUUAAUGAUGCUAGGGAUGAUAAUACUAUCGGAGCUAUCAUUUUUACCGGCAAGGGAACCCAGGCAUUUUGUAGUGGGGGUGACCAGGCUGUGAGGAAGGCAGAUGGUUAUGCUGAUUACGACAAAUUUGGUCGUCUUAAUGUUUUAGAUUUGCAGGUGCAGAUCCGUCGUCUUCCUAAGCCAGUGAUUGCAAUGGUUGCAGGCUAUGCUAUUGGAGGAGGGCAUAUACUACACAUGGUCUGCGAUAUAACCAUUGCAGCGGAUAAUGCUAUUUUUGGCCAAACUGGUCCUAAGGUUGGAAGCUUUGAUGCUGGUUAUGGAAGUUCCAUCAUGGCCACUUUGGUAAGACACAAUACAUUGAGGGUGAAGAUGCCUUUUGUCUUGUAUGAGACUGGUAUCACAUUACUCUUUCAUUAUUUCAUUGUCACGUCUAAGGUCUACUUGAUAUGUUGUGGGAUCCGAAUUUUGAAAUCAAAUGUUGUUGAACAGAUUGGCCCUAAAAGAGCACGUGAAAUGUGGUUUUUGGCAAGGUUCUACACAGCUCCUGAAGCAGAGAAAAUGGGACUCGUUAACACUAUUGUGCCGCUAGAGAGUUUAGAGCAAGAAACAGUUAAAUGGUGCCGGGAGAUCGUACGAAACAGCCCAAUGUCAAUUCGGGUGCUGAAAUCAGCUCUUAAUGCAGUUGAUGAUGGCCAUGCUGGGCUUCAGCAACUUGCUGGAGAUGCUACACUCCUAUUUUAUGGCUCCGAAGAAGGUAUUGCAGGGAAGACAGCAUAUCUGGAACACAAACGCCCCGAUUUCUCAAAAUUUCCAUGGAGGCCUUGAUUUUGUGCAACUCCUUUUCAUGGCUCUACCAGCAUCAUUUGUAGAUCACUCGGUCGAUCGCUAGGUGCUGAUAUGACCUAAUUCUUUCCUUGCAAUGGAGGGAGGGAAUUUCAGAUUAUUGCAUGCCCACUAGUCUUGUCUGCGUUUGAUUUCUUAGUCAUUGCUGAUUUUGUUUUUGUCAUUUAGAUAAGUACUUGUUUAGGAGACGAACCUCCAUUCCAAUAAAAAGAUCGAGACUAUGGCAAUUUAUUUUUUACAA